This is a messenger RNA of Salpingoeca rosetta, 1023 nucleotides long. RefSeq lists its product as uncharacterized. The record is from RefSeq and is a predicted model, not a curated record. Gene Ontology annotation, cellular component: membrane. NCBI's taxonomy places the organism in Eukaryota, Choanoflagellata, Craspedida, Salpingoecidae. Gene Ontology annotation, molecular function: sphingosine N-acyltransferase activity. The transcript is spliced from 6 exons. Gene Ontology annotation, biological process: ceramide biosynthetic process. Bases 1 to 1023 code for a protein of 340 amino acids.
AUGGCGGUGGACAAGAGCAAAGCGGCGUUUGGGCUGCUGCACAAGCCCAUGCUGGCGCUGGUGCUGAUUGCUGACGUGUGGAUUGUGUUUUUCCCGUCGCCGGAGCUUGGCAAGUAUGUGAUGCCGGUCCUGCAGGCUGCCGUCUUUUGGGCACAGAACAUGGUUUGCCUGGUCACUGGCGACAAGCCCAUGACCCCAGAGACCUUUGAAGGCGAGUUCCCCGUCGCCACCGUUAUCCCACUGAGCCUUGCCAUGGUUUUGGGCUUCUUCCUAGCCGAACGCAUUGUCGAGUUUGUGAGUAAGCGGUUUGCCGAGCCCACAGACGCACCAAAGUUUGCAGAGUGCUUUGUACGUUGUAGCUACUACACCAUCAUGUUCUUCGUCGCCCUCUACGUCAUUAGCACUGAGGACUACUGGCCAAACACCCGCAACUGCUGGGUCAAAUCCCAGGCCACAGGCGAGCACCGACAGCCCAAGCCGAUGAUCCUGCAAGUGAACUACAUCGUGGAGCUGUCCUACUACAUUUCUGGCAUUGUGCUGCACACACUCGUUGAUGAGAAGCUGACCGACUUUUGGAUCAUGCUCCUUCACCACGUGGUCACCGUCUGCCUGCUCGCCUUUAGCUACUUCCACAACUUCCACCGCAUCGGCAUGCUUGUGUUGAUGGUGCACGAUGUGAGCGACAUCUUCCUCGACUCGGGGAAGUGCUUCCACUUUCUUAAAUGGGAAUCGUUUGCCACCGUGACGUUCGUUGGCCUCAUCACAUCGUGGGCCAUGUACCGCCUCUACCUCUAUCCAACAAAGCUGCUGUACUCUGCUGCUUUUGAAGGAUACGAGGUCACGUUUGUUGACGAGGGACACGAGCCCUUCACCAUGUUCUAUCUCCUCAACAUUUGGCUCAACAUCCUCCAGGUGUUGCACGUGUACUGGUUCUAUCUGAUCUUGAAGGUCGCAUACAAGCACUUGAUGGAGGGCGAGCUGCGGGAUGUGCGGAUGGAGAAGGACGCAAAGAAGGCCCAAUGA